AAGGAAUUUGUGUUCUCUGUGUGGGAAACGCAGAUGUGAAAAAAUCUUAUCAGAUUCAAGAAUAAAGGAUCAGAAAAAUCCAAAAUCACCCUCUUUUGGGGACUGUCUGCGGCUUUUCUUCAAGGACCGAGCCAGGAUGGAGCCUCAGGCACCACACAAGGACUCUUACGCUGAACUGACUGAGAAGAGACUGAGAGAACUGGCAUCUAAGUGGUUCGUAGAGACUCAAGUGCCUCUCAUUGUCCACAAUGGCUUCUUUCCUUCUUGGUUCCUGGGUUUCAUCACUAGAGAAGAUGCUGAAGAAAUACUCAGAGAAAAGAAGCUGGGCUAUUUCCUGGUGCGUCUCAGUGCCAAAGCCAUCGGGUACAUACUGUCAUAUAAAGGCAGGGAUCGAUGUCGACACUUUGUGAUCAACCAAACAGAAAAUGGGCAGUUUGUCGUCUAUGGAGACGACGAGCUACACGACACGGUGCCCGAUCUAAUAGAAUACUACAAGACAAACCCAAUUGAGCCGUUCAGAGAAUAUCUGACAUCGUCAUGCUUUGAGGUAAUGACUGAAGAGCUGUAUGACACCAUCCACAUCAGCCCUAAAGAAAAAACUGUGGAAACAAAACGUGCGUCACCUCAAACACAGCCACCAAGGAGCGACAUGGAAGAGGAAGUGCCACCAUUGCCUCAGAGAAGCAGACACCUUGACAUUGGGCCCCCACAUGACCAGGACAGGCUUUUAUAUGCUCAGCUCAACAAGCAAUCACCCAGAGAGUCUCCAAGAACCCAAAACUGUCAACGCCAUUUACCUGAAGACAAUGUGGAGAGGGCUGACAGAUCCACUGCAAGGGACCACAGUGUCAGUCGUGGUAGUACUCCAUCUAGACCGGACGUGAGCCCCGAUGUGGAGCACCACUACCGACUGAAUGUGCCCCCCCAAACUCCACCGAGACUUUCCCCCAAGCCCAUCAGACAACCCACGAGCAGCAACCCGUGGUCACAGAAGACAGCACCCAGCAGUCUGAACUACAUGGGUGACAGUGCUGUCUAUUACCUGGCUGGAAGCCCACACACUGCACUGUCUGAGAGUAGCUCGCUGCCGUUAGAGCAGCAAAGUGAUUUAGUGUACGACGAGGUCCCCAGUGAAGCCAUCAUCUCUCAAGAAGACAUAUACGAGAUGAUUCCUGGCAGUGAAAGUUCAGUUCAUCCCAAACUCAUCAGCAACACGUAUGAGCUUUUGGAGGACGUCAGACCCAAGGUGGUAAAGAACGAUAAAUGGAAAUGGCUUUUCCCUGACGCCAAGAGGAAAUGGUGAAGAGGUUGAACUGCCUGAGGGAAACAAUUACUAAUUCUACUUUGACACUACUGGGCUUCCAGGAUGCAUUCAGUGAAAUAGAUAUUUAAAUAUCAUCUUUUGUAUUUUUGCUUGUUAAAUCUAUUUAUUUAAAAAUGAUGAGGCAUUUACUUUUUACAGACGUAAACCAAGGCACUAAAACAUAAUGUACAAUCUUUACUGACAUUUUGCUAAACAUUUCAUGACAUUAAAUAACGAUUCCCAGAG
Molecule: messenger RNA, 1549 nt
Organism: Solea solea (common sole)
Lineage: Eukaryota; Metazoa; Chordata; Actinopteri; Pleuronectiformes; Soleidae
Product: SH2 domain-containing protein 7-like
Exons: 7
Coding region: 137-1303 (388 amino acids)
Cellular component (GO): cytoplasm
Source: RefSeq, a predicted model, not a curated record